Molecule: messenger RNA, 1563 nt
Organism: Ruditapes philippinarum (Manila clam)
Lineage: Eukaryota; Metazoa; Mollusca; Bivalvia; Venerida; Veneridae
Product: bile acid-CoA:amino acid N-acyltransferase-like
Exons: 5
Coding region: 10-699 (229 amino acids)
Biological process (GO): acyl-CoA metabolic process; fatty acid metabolic process
Molecular function (GO): fatty acyl-CoA hydrolase activity
Source: RefSeq, a predicted model, not a curated record
GGGACGACUAUGUUCCUUCCACCUGGUAAAGGUCCAUUUCCAUGUGUAAUUGAUAUGUUUGGUGUAGUCGGCUCUUGUGUAGAAUUUAGAGCAGCUUUAUUGGCAUCUAGAGGAUUCGCUGCUAUUGCUCUACCAUACUUCUUACACGACGAUCUUCCAGUUGAUUUAAGGGAAUUGGAAUUGGAAUAUUUUAUGGUUAGUACAUUUAGUUUUGUGCUUUUCAGAAACAGAUAUGAUAAAAUUAUUGUUACGGAAGAAGGAGUGGAUGUUACCGAGACGUUGCAUUGCAAUGUUGAAGAUUAUGUCCCGAUAUGGACCAAAGAUGUCAAUGUUUUAAUUAUUUCCGGUUUGGAUGACAGAUGUUUAAAACCGGACUUUUUAUAUAAUCUUUGGAAACGUUACCCUAGCAACCGGAAACACCUCUGUACUAUAUAUAGAUAUCCGGGAGCUGGGCAUCUUAUAGAACCACCAUAUUCACCUCUAGCCAGGUCUACAUUAGGUUAUUGCCCUGAAUCAGCCAUUAAAUAUCUCAAAGGAUUUACGACAGAUAAUAGAACAAUUUUAGUACUGUGGGGAGGUGAAACCGAGGCUCAUGCACAUGCACAGGAGGAUUCUUGGAAACGAAUAUUGAAUCAUUUUCGAACAACUCUACAGACGUCACAAAAGAAAGGAGACAACAUAUUAGAUAGCAAACUUUGAUUAACAAUGAAAUUAUUAUUUCCAAGACUGUUUGUUAUUACAUUAUAUUGUCUGGCUUGCAUUUUUGGAACAAUGAAAAUUUAAAUAAAGUCUGUUCAGCUCUAUAUAUAAAUAUUCCAGAUACUUAUAAAAACAGUUGAUUUCCUUAAGAAAACAUUCAAAACAAUAUAGUCUUACAUAGUUUUAAUAUUUGUUAACAUCACAUUUUCAUCCAAUCACCUGAUGUCCCAUUGAAUCAUACGGGUUUCUCUGCAUUUUUUUUAGCCAAUCGCUGACCACGUUACAACCAAAAGGAAAUAGAAAAUAAUAAUAAAAUAUUUUUGACUGUUCAGCAUUUCAUAAAAGUAAGCAAACGCUUUUGAUUUUGAAAACAAACCAGCACAAUCCCAAUAAAUAUUAAUGUAUUUUUCUUUCAUUUUUGCAAAACAAUAGACAGGAUUCUUUCCUUUCUUCUCUUCUAUAUUUCAUUUUCUCAAAAUCUAUUUUUGUUUUUGUUAUAUUCGGCAAAUGUACAUGUUUUCUAAGUCAUUGUAACGCAAAUAUAUAAAAAUCAGUUAACAUCGUUAAAUACCAUUCAAGCUAGAGAACAUGUACACCCAAUCAUUUUUAUUGUUCUUUCUUACCUAAAAUCAUUUUUAAAGCCAAGUACUAUAUAUGUGUGAGUUUUGUUACUUCUAUCUAACUGAUAGUCAUUCUUGUAAAAUAAGUUAUUGUAAUUUAUUGCAUCAGGGAAGACCCGUUGCUAAUGUUGAGAGAACUUGUGGGUCAACCCUUUUGCCAAAUAUGUCAUGUCAUUGUAUUGUAACUGUCUACAUGUAUGUAUAUGUCUUAUUUUUGGCAAUAAAAUAUGUUUAAAUCAAAUCA